Messenger RNA from Venustampulla echinocandica, 744 nucleotides. Its product is annotated as Macro-containing protein. The record is from RefSeq and is a predicted model, not a curated record. The transcript is spliced from 2 exons. Lineage: Eukaryota; Fungi; Ascomycota; Leotiomycetes; Helotiales; Pleuroascaceae. Bases 1 to 744 code for a protein of 247 amino acids.
AUGAACGGGAUCAAGAGAGCCAUGGCUACAAUAACUACUGCAGAGAUUCCGACCUUAUCACUCCUCUACCACUCGAAAAAACUCCUACCCGCGACCGUCGACUCGGCCUCCGAGGCACCCAUAUCCAAACCAUCCGAGUCCUUCAACGACCGCGUCGGUCUGAUCCGAGGGGAUAUCACAAAACUUGGAGUCGAUGCUAUCGUUAACGCAGCCAACACGCAACUGCGGGGCGGAGGGGGCGUUGAUGGGGCGAUACACAGAGCUGCAGGACCCGAGCUGCUGAAUGAGUGCCGGGCACUGAGAGGCUGCGAAACUGGGUCCGCCAAAAUCACGAAUGGGUACAGGUUGCCGUGCAAGAAAGUCAUUCAUACUGCUGGGCCAAUCUACAACCUACACUCCAAGGAGGAGAGUGCGAGAGACUUGGCAGGGUGCUACACAACAAGCUUGCAGUUGGCGGUGGACAAUGACUGCAAGAGCAUCGUUUUUAGUUGCGUGAGCACCGGGGUCUACGGCUAUCCAAGUCAUGAUGCUGCGUCUGUUGCUGUUGGAACAGUGAGGAAGUUCUUGGAGGGCGAGCAGGGCGAUAAGUUGGAGAAAGUGGCCUUCUGCACCUUUGUCCAAAAGGAUGUCGAUGCUUACAACUACUGGUUGCCCCGCUUUUUCCCAGCUGUAGAAACGGAGGUUGAGAGUGAUUGGGAGGAGGUAGAGGCAGGUAGCUCGGCGGAGAACGGUCCUGCUACCUAG